This is a messenger RNA of Fusarium odoratissimum NRRL 54006, 570 nucleotides long. RefSeq lists its product as uncharacterized. The transcript is spliced from 2 exons. Lineage: Eukaryota; Fungi; Ascomycota; Sordariomycetes; Hypocreales; Nectriaceae. The record is from RefSeq and is a predicted model, not a curated record. Bases 1 to 570 code for a protein of 189 amino acids.
AUGACUCGUCAGAAUUUGAGCGGGCCGCAGGCCAACUCGUCCACUCUGUGCGAUAGACCUAAGCCUGCCAGCACUGAUAGGAAGGACCAGUCCUUCACUGAGGCUCCUCCAGACCAUGAUCCUGCUCGACCGCAGGUCAAUCAACCGGGCAGCUCUGAUUCAGAGAACAUUGAAACUGGCGAGACGGCUGAGUCACCAGAACACACUCAAGAUACUGCCAGUAAACACUUUGUGUACUAUAACGCAGUCGCUGGUCCCGGAAUAGAUCAACUCAAUGGAGACUUCGUAACCAUUUCUGGGGCAUCCGCCAAUAGCAACAACGAUGGACUGAGUAGUAUCACAGAGGUACACAACAACGCUCUGAAAAUAGGCCGUGGAUCCCAGCAUAAUGGCUUUAUAAUCAACCUCGGCGAAGGUGGUACUCUGGAAAACCUUCCAAAUUUUCGUGUCACAUACAACAAUCCAACUUGUUGGGCAGAUCCUUCCGUCUACAAAGAUGGAAAUAAAAUUGUGGGAACACAGCAUAAUGGAUGCAUUAUCAUGAGAGGAUCUGCGCCUGUCAAAGAUUGA